Aphanomyces invadans is the source of this 1186-nucleotide messenger RNA. RefSeq lists its product as hypothetical. Gene Ontology annotation, biological process: protein transport. The transcript is spliced from 2 exons. Gene Ontology annotation, cellular component: cytoplasm. NCBI's taxonomy places the organism in Eukaryota, Oomycota, Saprolegniomycetes, Saprolegniales, Verrucalvaceae. The record is from RefSeq and is a predicted model, not a curated record. Bases 52 to 1149 code for a protein of 365 amino acids.
GCUUUCUUCACAUUCAAAUUGAACACCAUUCAACCAGCCGCCGCCGCCGCGAUGGAUUUCGUGAAUGACCUCAUCCAUGGCAAAGGAACGAUCCAAUUGCGCGUGGACAAGCCAUACUACACGUCUGGAGAUGUGAUCUCGGGAUCGCUCCUUGUCGACAUCCGCAAGAGCAUCGACUGCACCGAGGUAGUUGUGUUCGUUGCGGGAAAGGAAAAGGUGUCGUGGUCCGAAGAUCACACCCGCACAGUGCAUGGAGAAAGCCGCACAGAGAAGCGAUGGUAUACGAACAGCCGAGCUUUCUUCAAACACAAGGUGCGCAUACGCUGGGCCGUUCCCUCCUCACACACCGCGCUCUCGCAGAUCGUGUUGUUCAACGUCCAGCAUGCACUGCCACCCGGUCAAUACGUGUACCCGUUCGCGUAUCAACUCCCGUUUGGGCUGCCGGGGUGCUUCGACAACCAUGGCGCGGAAGGAGUAAAGGCCAAGAUCGAGUACUCCAUCAAAGGCGCGGUCUGCGUCGACGGAUUUUUCAAUCGAGAUCUCAAGAAGAAGCAGUGUUUGACUGUCUACUCGCAACUGGCCGGCUACGUCGCGCCCAGCUUUGACCAGAAGGUGCAGACGGUGCGGCUCUUGUGCUGCAUCCCUCAAGGGAAAGCGACGCUGCGUGUUGCGAUGGACAAAAAUAUGUAUGGCCCAGGAGAGAUCCCUCAAAUCCAGUGCGACAUCCAGAACCACUCGAAGCGCGACAUCCGAUCCAUGAAAUGCCAUCUCCGCCGCUCGACGGUCGUCGUGGGCUCGGGGAAGCGCCGUGUGCUCACAAAGACCAUCUGCACGGCAAAGUUUCCGGGGGUGCCCGCCGGCAUGUCGAUCUCGCAACCACAAUCGUUUCAACUGACGGGCGAAGGCAUGUACCCCAGCACACUGGCGUCGUUCAUCACAGUGUCGUACACCAUUGAUAUCGUGUGCGACUUUGCGUUGUGUCCGGACGUAAAGCUCAAGCUCCCUAUAGCGCUUGGCGCGCCAACUCUGCUCGUGGCGCCGGCCGCGUCCGCACCACCGUAUGUGCCUGCAAUGGCCGAAGCGGUUCCACUUGCCAAGGAAGCCGAACUGACCACCGAUAACAUGCCACUGGCAAAGCAAGUUGCCUAACAACAGGAAAUAUAGAUUCAUGCGAUUCAAUGAUCCA